UUCUCACGUAACGCACACAUAAAUCUCCGUGGGCACGCACCGCGCACGUUAGCAUCUUUGACUCACUCUCUUUUCAUUUCUCUCUCCCGACUCUGCCAUUUCCCCGCGAGUGAAACACAUUUUCAAUCCUCAUUUCCAGUCCUCUAAUUCCACUUUUACCCUCCAUCACUCCCUGUGAUUACAACUCCGCCAUCAAGCUCAUGGCCCCGGCUUCCAUCACUACCACCACGACGGUGGCUCGGCGUAUUGUAGGUUCUCGCCGGAGAACAAAGGCGACUUCUCCUCCCGACUCACCGCCGCCGAAGAAGCUAAAGCCGAUAUCAGAGAUAUUAGCGAAGGCGCAAUACGCGGUGGUGGAGAGAGCGGACUACGGAGACGUGAGCUGCAUGCAAUGUGGGUCAGGUGAGCGAGCGGAGGAGCUGUUAUUGUGUGAUAAAUGUGAUAAAGGAUUUCACAUGAAAUGCGUGAGGCCUAUUGUUGUUAGAGUUCCAAUUGGAUCGUGGCUUUGCCCUAAGUGCUCUGGCCAGAGAAGAGUAAGAAGGCUUUCGCAGAGGAAGAUUAUUGAUUUUUUUAGGAUUCAGAAGUGUAAUCAUAAGACAGAUAAAUGCAGCUCUCCUCAAGACAUCAGAAAGCAUCGGAGACGUUCCGGAUCAUUGGUGUAUCAAAAGAGAAGACGGCGAUUGUUGCCAUUUGUUUCAUCAGAGGAUCCUGCUCAAAGGUUGAAACAAAUGGGCACCCUCGCUUCUGCUUUAACGGAAUUGCAAAUGGAGUUUAGUGAUGAUCUUACCUACUCCUCUGGCAUGGCUCCUAGAUCUGCAAAUCAGGCCAGAUUUGAAGAGGGUGGCAUGCAGGUUCUUACAAAGGAGGACAUAGAGACAUUGGAACAGUGCAGAGCAAUGUGUAAAAGAGGCGAUUGUCCUCCACUGUUGGUGGUCUUUGAUUCACGCGAAGGAUUUACAGUUGAGGCGGAUGGCCAGAUAAAGGAUAUGACAUUCAUAGCAGAGUACACGGGUGAUGUGGAUUACAUUAGAAACCGUGAACAUGAUGACUGUGAUAGUAUGAUGACCCUUCUUUUAGCAAAAGAUCCAUCUAAAAGUCUUGUCAUCUGCCCUGAUAAACGUGGAAAUAUUGCUCGCUUUAUCAGUGGUAUUAACAAUCAUACACUGGAUGGUAAGAAGAAGCAGAAUUGUAAAUGUGUGAGAUACAGUGUAAAUGGUGAAUGCCGGGUAUUUUUGGUUGCUACUCGUGAUAUUGCUAAAGGGGAGAGGCUAUACUAUGAUUAUAAUGGCUAUGAGCAUGAAUAUCCUACUCAACAUUUUGUCUGAGAUCCUUAAUAGAUAGCCUGUCUAGUGAAAAUCCUAUAGCUCAAGUGGGAUUUUGGAUCCUCAUAGCUCAUUUCUCAUUGGGAGUUUUAAUUUCACUGCUUACUCAUUGUUGUUGCAGUUGCAGUCAGAAAAACAUUUAUUCUAAUUUGUAGUCUUGGGCUAUUUAUAGUAAUUUAUCAUGUAGAGCUGCCCAAGAUGAGGCCCCCUCGGCUCUGAGUCGAGGAAAGGCAUGAAAUUUUGAUAUCCUAGAUUUAUACUUUUAGGAAAUAAUUUUUUUUUUUUUUUCCUUUUUUGUAAUACAAAUUUCAAUGCAAGUAUUUUCUUUUUCA
Messenger RNA from Ricinus communis (castor bean), 1654 nucleotides. Its product is annotated as probable Histone-lysine N-methyltransferase ATXR5. Gene Ontology annotation, molecular function: protein binding. NCBI's taxonomy places the organism in Eukaryota, Viridiplantae, Streptophyta, Magnoliopsida, Malpighiales, Euphorbiaceae. The coding region runs from base 201 to 1325 and encodes 374 amino acids. The record is from RefSeq and is a predicted model, not a curated record. The transcript is spliced from 6 exons.